GGGUCCAGUGAACAGUGGAGAGGAUCAGGACGUUUCUCAGCGUCACAAGACACCCCUCCGUCCCUCCACGAAGGGAGGAGGAGGUGCACGAUCAUCGGCCACCCUCGCCUUCGAUAUCCACUCAUUUUCGGUGUGGUUAGACUUAGUAAACAGCACCGCCCGGUGCUUGUUUGUAUCCACGGCUUGAGCGAUCCAUCGCAGCGCGCCGGGCUCGAUUGACACUGUCUGCUGAUCCGCUGCUGCCCAUCGCUCGCAAUAACAAGGAUUGCUCGCUAAUUCCCGUCCAAACAGCCUCCCGAAAGACCCAACACGGCGGUCAAGAACGGAGUCUUCACCUCGCUAUGGCUUCGGGAGACCUUUACGAGGUGGAGCGCAUUGUAGAUAAAAGGCGAAACAAGAAGGGUAAGUGGGAGUACCUAAUAAGGUGGAAGGGCUAUGGAAGUAAAGAGGACACCUGGGAGCCGGAGCACCACCUACUGCACUGUGAGGAGUUCAUUGAUCACUUCAACAGCUUGCAAAUACAUUCGCACAAACAGCCCAAGAUUCCCAAAAGUACAGCCAACGGUCAUUCGGCAGCCACAGAAAACUCCAGAGCUCGGGCUGAAGUGCGAAAGAAGAAAAGCGGUAGUGAGCCAGCCGUUGGGGUCCGAGUGGGAACUAUUCUAGGGAUCCCAGGUGGAGGGUCAGCAGCCGUUCACAGGCAGAGGAAGGUUGGUGAAGGGCUUGGUAGGCAUGCUUUGCGGGACAAAAUGAGCAAAGCCAUGACCUUUAAGACUCCUUCACUAGGAGCCCCUCGUUUUGUGGACCCGAUGAGGAAGCCUUAUAAUGGACUCCAGAAUGGAGAUGUGGAGCCUCACAUGUACAGGACAGCAUCAAGGUCACACAGAGCAUCUUCGGACAGGGUGAACGGAGACCAAAAAGAAAUAGAUACUACUGAAUUAGACUCCCCUUUGGCCGACGGUAAGAUGCAACUGCACAGCUCAGCAAAGCGCAAGAUGGCAGAGGAGAAGUGUUACGUGUUUGACAAGCGGCUCAGGUACAACGUGCGACAGAACGAGAGCAACUGUCGAUUCCGGGACAUCGUAGUCCGAAAGGAGGAUGGUUUUACGCACAUCCUUCUUUCCAGCCAGACGACGGACAACAACGCUCUGACGCCAGAGAUCAUGAAGGAGGUGUGUCGGGCUCUUGGAAAUGCGGCAUGCGAUGACAGUAAACUGUUAUUGCUCAGCUCUGUGGGGACGGUCUUCUGUAGUGGGCUGGAGCCGUCCUACCUGAUCGGCCGUCUGUCCACUGACCGCAGGAAAGAAAGUAGUCGCAUUGCAGAUGCCGUAAGGGACUUUGUGUUGGCCCUCAUACGCUUCAAAAAGCCCAUAGUAGUGGCCAUUAAUGGGCCAGCCCUAGGCUUGGGGGCAUCGAUCCUGCCUCUAUGCGAUGUGGUCUGGGCCAGUGAGAGAGCCUGGUUCCAAACUCCAUGUGCAGCUCUCCACCUCACCCCUUCUGGCUGCUCCUCUUACACUUUCCCCCAAAUCCUGGGUGUCGCUUUGGCCAAUGAGAUGCUGUUCUGCGGCAGAAAACUCACGGCACAAGAAGCAUGCAGUCGCGGUCUGGUGUCGCAGGUCUUCUGGCCAACCACAUUUAAUCAGGAAGUGAUGCUGCGUGUGAAGGAGAUGGCGUCAUGCAAUGCUGUGGUUCUAGAGGAAUCCAAAUGCCUGGUGAGGAGCAUCCUCCUGCGUGUUUUAGAAGAAGUGAACGAGAAGGAGUGUCAGAUGCUUAAGCAGCUGUGGUGUUCCACCAAAGGGCUGGAGGCGCUUUUCAGCUACUUGCACAACAAAGCGUAUGAGAAGUGACCCCAAACUGAAGCAGUCUUGGUUUCCAGCCAUCAGCACGGAGUAAGCCUGAGAUUGAGUGUGCUUUCAUCAAAUUCUUCUCGUUUUUGUUCAACUGGACCGCCCGGUUGUUGAUUCUCUUUUCGAGAAGGGGACCAAAUCUCGAUUAGUUCAAAUGAACAUCAAGCAGGGCUCAAGAGGAAGGUACACUGGCUUUGUGUACAUGCCGAAAUGAAUCAGGAUACAGAAAAUCAAUUGUCUGACAAGCACAUGACAAAGUAAUGAUAUUUUAGAAUAUAUAUAUACAUAAAUAUAUGUAUAUAUUAUAUAUAUAUUUGCAUUCUAAAGUUAAGUAUUUGUAUAUACAGUAAGAUAUGUAUUUCAGGCUGGAUUUACACUGCAGGUCUAAGAGCCCCUUUUCCCAAUUUAGAGAAUGAAAUAGGAAGGGAAUUCAUAUGUGUUCAUUUGUCACGGUUUACCUGACACAGGAAACGUGAUAAAUUGGGGGGGAGGUUCGCUAUUCACUGUACCUGUUGAGCACCUUAAAAUGUGUUUUGUGGUAAUUCCAAUUUUGACCACAGCAUCAGUUGCUAGGUAGAGUGGCGCUUUCCGUCAUUUUCAGCAGACUGCAUUGCAAAAUGAUUAAACCCCCCCCCCACGCCCUCUUCCUCGCGCACAAGAUCCACCCAGGUAUGGGACCAUAUGAAUCCCUGCCCUACCGUCCUUUUUAAAUGAACUCUUUAAGUUUUACACACAGAAUGUACGUAAAUAACUGAAAGUAAACAACAAUGAACAAAUCACUAACCAGGCAAGGGAAUUGGAUGCAGAUCCGGUGUCUUGAAAAGUCGGCCGUGGUAAGGCUGUAUGCUGUGCAUCCUAAAACAGAAAACUCUCAGAAGAAAAUUAUUACAUUUAGCUUAGAGAGAUUACUUUGUCUUUAGUGCCAACGAUGCUGGCUUACCUGUGUGCUUGGUAACUAGCAACAACAACAGAUAAGUGAGUAGGCGUACACAUCAGUAACAGUGGUCAGUCCUGCACACGCCGGCCUCGAACUGCUGACCACAUAUGCCUACUGAUUGCGAGUUGAGUCGAGCCAUCGAGCUAAAAGUGUGAGUUGUGAGGUUUAACCAAGGUACUAUUGCACAGCCUCGCUAGCUGGCAUCAUGGGCAGACUAUUAUUAGGCAAACAGGCAGAUUUCAUGUCGCCCCAAAACGUUGUAUAAAAAACUAUAUUUUGUCCAAACACAGUCAACGUCAGGAACUCUCUUUUUCCUACCAGUCACACACUUUGACUUUCACAAUAAUAGCUCUACGCGUCAGAACAGGUCCAACUGUGCUAAAAAAAAAAUGAUCAAAAAAUUCCUGCUGGCCGAGCUUUAAUGUGCAGUUUGCAUGGAGGUUUCUAACAAACAUGGUAGAGUACCAUCUUUUUGGUGUGUGGAGGGCCCUGAGGACAAGGUUUACCUUGGGCCCCCAAAUGACUAAAAAUGCCCCUGAAUGGCAUACGUCACACAUACACACUGCAUUUCUGUUGUAGUUUACAAACAGGUGAAAUGAAAAAAGAAUCAAAUUAAAUUUCAUGAUUAUUAUUAAAAUGUUUUUAAACUGGGUUACAGUAUGUGGACGCCCUCGUAGCGUAAAUCCAGCCUAAGUUGCCUGCUGUGUUGACAUUAAGUGAAAACCAAAGUUACUUUGCAUUGAUCAUGUACAUUCCACUCAGGCUACUUUGAUGCUUGAAUUGUCAGAAGAACAUAUCCUGCGCGAAACUUGAGCUUCUAUUUAGGGACGGUGACACUCUUUGAACAAUUCUUGCAUUGAACUAAACAUAAGACGACCCAUUUUAUUCUUUGUAUUUAUAUAUUUUUAAUACAAGCUUAACAAGUUUGACAGACAUUGGGCCCGAUCUACUAAGAUCCAGAUAACAGGCGCUAAACAACGUACACAAACUAUAAAUUGUGUGUACUAUUAGUGGGCAUGUUGCGUGUGAUCUACCAAGACUGUGUGGAUAAUUGAUUAGUGCAAAAGUGGUGCAGAUCACCCGAUUUAUAUGUGUUUUUUGGCAUGUAUGCCGGUUGUCACCAUAGAGAUACUUCACAUUUACGCCAUCAUAUGGUCCAAACUGGGGGGUUUCAUCAGGUUGUGACAUGCAGUGCACAAAUCUAAUAAGUACCACCUUUUCUGGAACCUACUUUUAUCACGUUGAAGGUGCAAAAUAACCCUUUUACUCUUUGUGCCCAAUGAUCCGUAUUGAACAAGUGAGGACAUGAAUAGUUUAUAUUGGAUAUUAACAGUACAAUAAAUAUUCAUUAUAGAUCUGACUAUAAUUCCCUAAAGCAAGAAAAUGAUGCAAGAAAAUGCAUAUUGCAAAAAGUUUUUCAUAUAGAAAGUAUGUUACAAUAAUACAUUUCCCCUAUGAAAAAAACGAACACCAUUAAAAAAAAAUAUAUAUACAUAUAUAUAUAUAUACUUGUGUGCACCAAAAUUAAUCAAUUUAUUUUAAUCAACCCUUUAAGACAUCCAGCAGAUUAUAAGAUGACAUUGCUAAUUAGAUGUGUCUAAUACCUGCUCGGUGGCCUUGUGGUUAGAGUGUUCACCCUGAGAUCGGUAGGUUGUGAGUUCAAACCCCGACCGAGUCAUACCAAAGACUAUAAAAAUGGGACCCAUUACCUUUCUGCUUGGCACUCAGCAUCAAGGGUUGGAAUUGGGGGUUAAAUCACCAAAAUGAUUUCCGAGCGUGGCCACCACUGCUGCUCACUGCUCCCCUCACCUCCCAGGGGAUGGAACAAAGGGAUGGGUCAAACGCAGAGAGUAAUUUCACCACACUUAGUGUGUGUGUGACUAUCAGUGGUACUUAAACUUUAAUGAUUUAUGUCAGUCCAAAUAUGUUGACACAAGAAAACACACAAAAUAUUCUAUUUCUCAUUCGUCUUGUCUUUCCACCGCAAACGCCCUUUUUCUCACAGGUAUUUGUCCGUAACUGUGCCAGUUUCCGCGGAUAUUGCAGACGUACUAAUUAUCGAUGCCAAACGGCGGCCGCAGGACUGUUUAAGUCUUGAUAAACCACACGGCGUGUCCUAAAUGAUUAUAUUCACACCUUCUCCUGCCAGUAUUGUGGGCGUUGUGAUAAUCAGCAUGUGUUCUACUGUCUUAGUACGUGGAGACAAACACUUUAAAUGGAUUGUGCUCCUUAUUUUGCUUAUGUAAGAGAUGCAAUUUUGGGUUAUGGGAUAUACUUGUAUAACGCUUUUCUACCUUCAAAGUACUCAAAGCGCUUUGACGCUAAUGAUAAUAAUACUAAUAUAUUUUAUUUGUAAAAAAAAACACUUCACAUUGAGUAAACAACCACAAAGUUCUACGGUGUAUUAAAAAAAUAGAAAUAAAUAAAUAAAAAUAUAAUAAAAAUACAUACAAAUAAAAACUAGAACAGCCUAAUAGCUACAACUAAUAUGCAUAAAUCUAAAAAAAAAGGCUUUUUUAAAAAGAAGGGUUGUAACCCUUUUUUAAAAGCAUCCACAGUCUGUGGUGCCCUCAGGUAAUCAGGGAGAGCGUUCCAACAAAUUGGGAGCAGCGGAGCAGAAAGCCCGGUCUCCCAUUGUUCGUAGCUUGGUCCUCUGAAGACUAUUCCCACAUUCACCCGUUCACACACACAUUUAGACCCUUAUGGGGGGCGCUGACCCUAACCACGACCCAUCAGCAGCAAGGGAGAAGUGUCUUGCUCAAGGACACAACGGACAUGACAAGGUUGUUAGAAGGUGGGGAUCAAACAAGGAACCCUCAGGUUGCUGGCACGGCCACACUCCCAACCACGCCACACCGUGCGAUCUGUGCACAAGCUUAGUAGAUGAGCUUUGCACGCACUACUACGUGUUUUUAAUGCACGCAAACCUUGAGUAGAUCAGGCCCAUAAUCCUAUAACUAGCAUCAUAAAUCCUGUGUUGGAUUACCCCUCAAACUUUAAGACACUUUUUUUUAGCGUGUCUGUGUCAGCGGUUGACUCGCUUGGGGAGAAAUCGUUGGACGCCAACCGUUGGUUUGCAAAUAUAACGGAGUGGCUGGACGACUUCAAGAGUAAUGCUCGCCUCUCACCCGGGUAACCAGGAGUCGUGGCAGGGAGUCCAAACCAGCUGGGUUUCGCACACAUAUCAUCUCUAUAUCUCUAUAUAAGUCAAUGUGUUUUUUAUGCGUCUCAAUGCAGUACUUUGAGGAAGUACAAACCCUGUUUCCAUAUGAGUUGGGAAAUUGUGUUAGAUGUAAAUAUAAACGGAAUACAAUGAUUUGCAAAUCCUUUUCAACCCAUAUUCAGUGGAAUAUGUUACAAAGACAACAUAUUUGAUGUUCAAACUGAUAAGAAAAUAUAUAUGUUUUUUGCAAAUUAUGUGGAGUGUAUUAUAUUUAUAUAAAUGGGUUGUACUUGUAUAGCGCUUUUCUACCUUCAAGGUACUCAAAGCGCUUUGACACUACUUCCACAUUUACCCAUUCACACACACAUUCACACACUGAUGGAGGGAGCUGCCAUGCAAGGCGCCAACCAGCACCCAUCAGGAGCAAGGGUGAAGUGUCUUGCUCAGGACACAACGGACGUGACGAGGUUGGUACUAGGUGGGAAUUGAACCAGGGACGCUCGGGUUGCGCACGGCCACUCUCCCCACUGCGCCACGCCGUCCCUAUAUAGCGCUUUUUCUCUAGUGACUCAAAGCACUUUACAUAGUGAAACCCAAUAUCUAAUUUGUUUACAUUUAAACCAGUGUGGGUGGCACUGGCAGCAGGUGGGUAAAGUAUCUUGCCCAAGGACACAACAGCAGUGACAAGGAUGCCGGAAGCGGGGAUCGAACCUGCAACCCUCGAGUUGCUGGCACGGCCGCUCUACCAACCGAGCUAUACCGGUCCAUCAUUAACUUUAGAAUUUCAUGCCAGCAACACGUGACAAAGAAGUUGGGAAAGGUGGCAAUAAAUACUGAUAAAGUUGAGGAAUGCUCAUCAAACACUUAUUUGGAACAUCCCACAGGUGUGCAGGCUAAUUGGGUGAACAUGCCCUUUCCCAACUACAUUGGCAUGUGUUGCAGCCAUGAAAUUCUAAGGUAAUUAUUAUUUGCCAAAAAAAAAUGAAGUUUAUGAGUUUGAACAUCAAAUAUCUUGUCUUUGUAGUGCAUUCAACUGAAUAUGGGUUGAAAAGGAUUUGCAAAUCAUUGUAUUCCGUUUAUAUUUACAUCUAACACAAUUUCCCAACUCAUAUGGAAACGGGGUUUGUAGUACUAGUAAAAGUAGUAGAAAACCUACCUCUUGCUUUCAGUAACAUGAACUACUCUGUGAGGAAUCAAUCUGACGUUGGACCUUAGUUCCUUAUUUUUUUGUCAAGACAACUUUAAAGAGAAGAGGCCUUGUUUCUUCCCAAUGCACAAAGCUGUGUCCGUCAUGUCAUGCUUUGAGUGGAACUUUAAUUAAUGGAACACCUCCGGGAUGGCUUGGAACAGAGAUGACGAGCCAAGCAAGGCCGUCUCCGGGGUUCAACUUCGAGCUGGCAAAAAUUCCGACAGAAACUCUCAUCGGUCCUUUAAGACAAGUGGAAACCGCAAAUAGAUAUUAAUCACUUUUACUUUUGUCCAAAUGAACUUCCGCCAUAUUGAACAUCUCCACCACUAUUCGGUUUUACGUUAUUUACACCUUCCAACAAAACAGCUUUGUCCAUUUAGUGUUUUGUUUUGUUUUUACCUGUGAAAUAACUUCAAUGUUUUCAUGGCCGUUGCUUUAUCAACAAGGUGAAUGAUGAACACUGGAUGUACGAUCAAGUUUGCCAUGGACUCCUUCCUAUCUGUGCAGGAUUCCCACUUUCAAAUGGUGAUUUUGCUGUGAAAAUGUGAGUACAAUCAUGAUGCAAUGAAGUGAGUGAAACAGGACUACGAGGAAUUGUGCGUGAUCAAUGUUGUGUCACUCUUGAUUUGUGUCACAUAUUGAAGAUCUAUUUUGUUUUACCAAAAAAAUAUUAUCUAUAUACAUAAAGGAGAUGCUUAGCAGCUAUUUUGGAGAAGAAAAAAACGAUGAGUUAAUUUGUGCAAUUGUUCACAUGCAGUAUGUGUAGAUGUAGAUGGGUGUACAGGUGUGACAUGUCGCAUGUGAAAUGCUGUACAUAUUAUGAAUAAUAUGGUCUGUUGUUUCUAGGUAUGUUUUGUACCUGCAUUGUAAGUAAAAUUGAAGAUGUUUAUUGUAUGUUUAUUUUUGUAUUUAUUCAAAGUGCAUUCUUUGCUCUGCUUCUGACUCAAAAUAGCCCUUUACUCUUUGUGCCCGUAUUGAACAGUUGAGUAACUGAGUAGUUUGUAUUGGAUAUCAACAGUGCAGCAAGUGUUUACUACAGAUCCGACUAUAAUUUCCUAAAGCAAAUGCUACUUAUUAUAUUAAUACAAAUGUUUACUUUUGUGACGGAAGACAGUUUUAAGUGAACAAAGGCAUGUUAAAUCAUGUAAGAUAUUGUGAUACUGUGUUCUUAAACAAAACAUCUAUUUUCCCUAUAUAUAUUUAUUGUCAUUUCGGGUUGACUUAAUUGCAUUUUCCCCUAAAACGUCCUUGAAAUAAAGUUAAUGUUAUUGUA
Nerophis ophidion (straightnose pipefish) is the source of this 8409-nucleotide messenger RNA. RefSeq names its product chromodomain Y-like protein 2. Bases 342 to 1847 code for a protein of 501 amino acids. Gene Ontology annotation, molecular function: transcription corepressor activity. The record is from RefSeq and is a predicted model, not a curated record. Lineage: Eukaryota; Metazoa; Chordata; Actinopteri; Syngnathiformes; Syngnathidae. Gene Ontology annotation, cellular component: nucleus. The transcript is spliced from 7 exons.